GACUGCUCUUUGCGCUCCACAUGCCAGGUAAAGCUCUGAUUUAGUUUAUUUGGUGAUCGCGAUAAACUCUCAGUGUUUAUUUUAUUGUUUAUUUUUAAUUGCAUUAGAUUCUAUUUUAUCCUGCAAGACAUUUGAGAUGACAGCUACCCAUCUCUCAGGACUACUUCAGCAGUCUUUCAGAGUGGUUUAGCACUGCUGCUAGUCAUUUAGCUAGCUAUAUCUCAGGACUACAGCAGUCCUUCAGAGUGGUUUAGCACCACUGCUAGUCAUUAAGCUAGCUGUAUCUCUUGGCACUACAGAAGUCUAAGAGUGGGUUACCAUUGAUGCUGGUCAUUCAGACGGUGGUUAGAGGAGCAUGGCUAAAUCCGCUCCCAUGAAGGUGUCCAAGUCGUUCGUGGAGGAUGACCUCUGCUGCCCGGUGUGCUGUGAGGUGUUCCAGGAGCCGGUCCUUCUAGCCUGCAGCCACAGCGUCUGCAAGAGCUGCCUGGAAAAGUUCUGGGAGACCAAGGCGGAACCGGAAUGCCCCAUGUGUCGGACCCGCUGCUCCAAGAGGUUCCCCCCCAACCUGGCGCUCAGGAACCUGUGUGAAAAGUUCUUGGAGGAGAAGAACAGAGACUCUGCGCCAGGGUCAGACUCUGAGGUGCUGUGCAGUCUGCACGGCGAGAAAUUCAAGCUCUUCUGUCUGGACGAUAAGCAGCCAGUGUGUGUGGUGUGUCGAGACUCGAGCAAACACACGCAUCACAUCGUCAUCCCCAUCGAUGAGGCAGCACAGCAGCUUAAGGAUGCAGUCAGACUCAAACUGGAGCCCAUAAGGAAGAAGCUGCAGACCUGGGAGGAUGCUAAACUGACCCUGGACCAAACCGCUCAGCACAUUCAAACACAGUUAGAAAAUACAGAGAUGCAGAUCAAGGAGGAGUUUGAGAAGCUUCACCAGUUCCUACGAGAUGAAGAGGCAGCCAGGAUAGCUGCACUGAGGGAGGAAGAGGAGCAGAAGAGUCAGAUGAUGAAGGAGAAGAUUGACAAGAUGAGCACUGAGAUCUUAUCCGUUACGUAUAAAAUCACCACCAUAGAGGAGGAGCUGAAGACUAACGAUGUUCUCUUCCUGCAGAACUACAAGAGCACAGUGGAAAGCCAGGAGAGACGGCAGCUUCCCGACACCCCGGACAGAGUGAAUGUGGACCCCAGCGUCCUGGGCUCCGAGGGCUACAGCUCCGGUACCCACUGCUGGGAGGUCCAGGUGCCCCAGAAUGGGGACUGGCUCCUGGGGCUGCUGAGCGCAUCUGCCCAGAGGAAGGGAGACGUCCAUGCCCGGCCUGGGGUGUGGUACGUGGGGCACAUGGGGGACACCUACACCGCGGGCUCCACACCACAGCCCUCCACUCUCCUCGCCGUGACCCACGACCCCAAGAAGGUCAGAGUGCAGCUGGACUGGGACAGAGGGAAAGUAAUCUUCUCUGACCCUGAUAGCAACGUCACUCUACACACCCUCAGACACGUGUUCACUGAGCGAGUGUUUCCGUACUUCAACACUGGGUCGGGGCUCGUUCCAUUGAAGAUCUUACCAGUGAAGACGUCUUUGGUAACAGAGCAGCAGCACAAACUGAAGGAGAAACACACCCACAAACUGAAACAAAGACAUUUGUCUUUACCACACUGA
This is a messenger RNA of Sardina pilchardus (European sardine), 1657 nucleotides long. RefSeq names its product E3 ubiquitin-protein ligase TRIM39-like. The transcript has 5 exons. Gene Ontology annotation, biological process: protein ubiquitination. Gene Ontology annotation, cellular component: cytoplasm. Lineage: Eukaryota; Metazoa; Chordata; Actinopteri; Clupeiformes; Clupeidae. Gene Ontology annotation, molecular function: zinc ion binding; ubiquitin protein ligase activity; protein binding. The coding region runs from base 356 to 1657 and encodes 433 amino acids. The record is from RefSeq and is a predicted model, not a curated record.